Molecule: messenger RNA, 1569 nt
Organism: Diatraea saccharalis (sugarcane borer)
Lineage: Eukaryota; Metazoa; Arthropoda; Insecta; Lepidoptera; Crambidae
Source: the annotation of a GenBank genome assembly
AUGACUGAAGUAAUGCAACCCGCCGGGGAUGUGCUCUCCGAGAAGAAAAAGAAGAAAAACAAAGAGACUCCAUUGUUAUUAAAUAACUUUGAUAGCUUGAAUGUGCGCACAAACCAUUAUACACCACUGCCGUUCGGUCAUUCGCCUUUGAAAAGACCUAUUACUGAUUAUAUCAAGUCUGAUUUCAUCAACGUCGACAAGCCGAGCAACCCCAGUUCCCACGAAGUCGUAACUUGGAUAAAACGAAUUUUAAAGGUUGAGAAAACUGGUCAUUCUGGCACACUCGAUCCUAAAGUUACUGGUUGCCUCAUCGUCUGCAUUGACGGAGCGACGCGACUAGUGAAGUCACAGCAGAACGCAGGUAAAGAGUACGUAGCUGUUUUUAGUUUGCAUUCUGCAGUAGAAAAUGUUAAGAAAGUCACUCAAGGCUUAGAAAAACUCAGGGGUGCUUUGUUUCAAAAACCACCCCUCAUAUCUGCUGUUAAACGUCAACUCCGUGUUCGCACAGUAUAUGAUAGUAAGUUGCUUGAUUUUGAUGCUGAACGUAACAUCGGUGUUUUCUGGGUGAGUUGUGAAGCGGGUUCAUAUAUACGUACUAUGAGUGUUCACUUGGGCUUGAUGCUUGAAGUAGGAGGACAAAUGAUCGAACUCCGACGUGUUCGAUCUGGAAUUCAAGGUGAAAAAGAAGGUAUGGUUACAAUGCAUGAUAUCUUGGAUGCACAGUGGGCAUAUGAGAACCACAAAGAUGAAUCAUACAUUCGUAGAGUUAUAAAACCCCUGGAGGGCUUAUUAAUAGCACAUAAGAGGAUCUUUAUUAAAGACAGUGCGGUCAACGCAGUGUGCUACGGUGCAAAAGUCUUGUUGCCUGGCAUUUUGAGAUACGAAGAUGGUAUUGAAAUAGAUCAAGAAAUAGUAAUAGUUACGACAAAGGGAGAGGCUGUAGCAUUAGCUAUCGCUCUAAUGACAACGUCGACCAUGGCAUCAUGUGAUCAUGGAGUAGCAGCUAAACUAAAGAGAGUUAUUAUGGAACGAGACACAUACCCGAGGAAAUGGGGUCUUGGACCAAAAGUAUCUCACAAAAAGCAACUCAUAUCCCAAGGUAAACUAGAUCAACACGGUAAACCAAACGAAAAUACACCAGCAGAAUGGUUAAACAGCUAUGUCGAUUAUAAAGUUAAGAAAGAGAAUAAAAACGAUGAAGUAGAAACAGAGAGUACUAGAAAAAGGACAGCAAGUACUGCUUAUGCUGAUGAUCCUAAUAAUUCUGCAGAAAUUAGAUCUAAAAAGAAGAAGAAACGUGACUUGGAUGAAACCGUUGGUGGUGCUAGAACCACAGAAGCUGCGGAUGUGACCAUAGAAGAUAGUGAUGACUCUGUACACAAAGAAAAGAAAAAGAAGAAGAAACGUGACUUGGAUAAGACCAUUCGUGAUGAUACAACCAUAGAGGCUGUGGACUUGACUACAGAGGGUCAUGAUGACUCUGUACGUAAAGAAAAGAAAAAGAUAAAACAUGGCCUAGAAGAAACUGUUACCGUGGUUAGAAACAGGUGGUGGUGGCUGCGGACGUGA